This is a messenger RNA of Papilio polytes (common Mormon), 1164 nucleotides long. RefSeq names its product RNA-directed DNA polymerase from mobile element jockey-like. The record is from RefSeq and is a predicted model, not a curated record. The transcript has a single exon. Lineage: Eukaryota; Metazoa; Arthropoda; Insecta; Lepidoptera; Papilionidae.
UCAGCAGACUGGGAUUGGAUGCGGGCUUUCUAUGCAUCCUACCCAGGGGGGCAAGUUUGCUUCAAUCUGGAUGGUCCCGACGCCAUUGCCGACUCUAUUGCCGAUGUGGUGCUACAGGGGAUGGAACUUUUUGUGCCAUCAUCUGUGGCGCGCGGCGGUAGAUCCCGGCCUUGGUUCGGUCAUUCCUGUAAGUUAGCUUUACGCUACAAGCGGGAAUGUUAUCGUGCCUGGGCCGAAGCGUUGGCAGCGGGGGAUGAACCCACCAGAGAGCUCAGAAAGAAGUAUAACUUCGCCUCCAGGUCCUUCAAAAGAGUUAUUGCAAGGGCAAAGUCCGAACACGUGGCCAACAUUGGUGAGAAACUACUGCACCUUCCAUCUGGAACGCGUGCGUUCUGGUCUCUCGCCCAGGCUGUCCAAGGAAACUGCUGUCGCCCAUCACUACCAUCUUUGCGCAGGGGGGACGACUCGUUGGCCCACACCGCUAAAGAGAAGGCCGAUCUACUGGUAUCACUCUUUGCAGCUAACUCGACACUGGAUGACAGAGGUAAAUCGCCGCCCAAAAUCCCUGGCGGUGGGAUCUCCAUGUCGGACAUCCAGUUCAUCCAGAGGUCAGUGCGUAAGGCGCUGCAAUCUCUGGAUGUCAACAAGUCGAGUGAGCCCGACGGAACCCCUCCCAUUGUGCUAAGGACAUGUGCUCCUGAGUUGGCACCGGUCUUAAUGCGUCUCUUCCGGUACUCCUACUCCUUUGGCGUAGUCCCGAAUUCCUAGAUGACUGCCCUAAUUCACCCGAUCCCAAAGAAAGGCGAUAGCUCUGAUCCGGGAAACUACCGACCUAUUGCAAUUACCACUUUGUUCUCCAAAAUAAUGGAGUCAAUUAUUAAUUGCCAGCUGAUGAGGUACAUGGUGGUGAACCAGCUGUUAAGCGAUCGGCAAUACGGUUUCCGUCAGCGUCGCUCAGCUGGUGAUCUUCUAGCGUACCUCACUCACAGAUGGGCGGAGGCAAUAGAGAACAAAGGGAAGGCUUUAGCGGUCAGUUUGGAUGUAGCGAAGGCCUUCGAUCGGGUGUGGCAUAAAGGGCUUCUUUCGAAGCUCUCUUCCUACGGGCUUCCCGAAUAACUGUGCGCCUGGAUUGCCAGCUUUUUGGAGGGUCAGAGCAUUAAAUAA